Molecule: messenger RNA, 518 nt
Organism: Racocetra persica
Lineage: Eukaryota; Fungi; Glomeromycota; Glomeromycetes; Diversisporales; Gigasporaceae
Source: the annotation of a GenBank genome assembly
AUGGAUUUUACAAAUAAGGAAUCAGCUGAAAUGAUUAACGAUAAUCUACUUAACUCUAAUGAACUUGAUUUAAAUAACACUGUUUACUUUGAAUCUGAGACGACUAUUCCUCUUGAUUAUUCUGAUACAUACAACAAUUCUGUACCCUCAGAAGAUGAUUACCAUAAUAUAUCCAAUUAUUAUAACAAUUCUGUACGCUCAGAUGAUAAUAAUUAUAUGGCUACUCAAUCAUGCAACUCAGUAGAUGAAGACGAAUUAGAUAACAAUGGAACAGAUGAUGAAUUGCAUUUGGAAUUGGUAGUUGGUAUUUUAUUUUCAUGCUGGGACUUUUUUAAAGCUUGGCUUAAUCGUUUUGCACUGCAGAAAGGUCCAAACGUGACAGUUGAUCCUACUAAGCAUCCGAGAGUAAAAAUCAAUUCUUUUUGUAAUGUUCACAACCAUCCACUUACCUCUAUGGUUAAUGAGAUUGCUACACGAUAUCGCAAGUUGACUCCUGAUAUGUUAUCAGACAUUGAAAA